CAGCAAAACUCGCCACAUUAGAUACCCACCCCAACCCAACCUGUGACCCAACCCUUCCUUCUUCUUUUAUUUGACCCAACCAAAAUAAAAACUAUAACAACUCAAUCAGAAAUCUCCUUUGACUCCAACAUCGUCUCCGCCUCUAGGUCUUCCAAACCCAAAAUCCUCUCCGAGUUCACCUUCACCGCCUCCUGCCACGAGGUCACCGACCAUUCCCCGACUCCGUCCAGUCCAACAUCGGCCUCCUCCAAGUGCGAAUCCCUCUCCGAGCUUGCCCUCACCUCCCCCAUGCCCAACAGAUCUGGAUGGUGUUGGACAAGGGCAGCCCUGGUCCGGUUUUCAAUAGCGACUCCAUUAUUGCUAGGCAACCCAAGGACAGGGAAGUUGGAGAGAAUUGAGGCGGCGACACAAUUGACGAAGGAAGGGUUGGAGGCGACCGUACAACUUCCUAUUAAUCCGGCUCGGUUUCCCUUUUUUGGUUUGGAUGCUCUGUUUGGUUUCUGGAGAAAUGGAUGAAAGUUGGUAUUUUUUCCGUGUAAUUGAUGUUGGAAGCUGGAUUUUGCUAGGGAUAACCACUUGGUGGAGAAACACGAGCCUUCUUCUGGGUUAUUAUUCUUCUAUUUUAUUUGAUUGGAAAAAACCCCUAGCCCCAGAGAAUGACGGAUCUGCUUUUCCCUAACCUGUCGUAUACGGGAAGAGCGAAGUCGACAUCGAAGAAGGAGUUGAAGGUAGCGCUUUGUCGUUGCUCGGUCAGAUUAGAAAGGGGAGUGGGAUCAGCAAUGAGGGAAGAAUUGGGAACUGAGUAGAUUCGUUAGCUGCAUUGACGAAGGAUAGUGAAAGCAGAGGAUGAAUCAAGGUAGAUCAGCGACAGCCAGCGGUGGUGAUGGUUCUGUUGAAGGAAGAAGAAUAGAAGAGGGAGGAGAACAGGGAAACCAACGGAUUGGACGAGGGAGGCGACAAUUGCUUCUUCCGGUCCUCUUCUCCAUCGACUGCUGAUUAAUUUUGCAGAUUGGUCAAUCUUGGUUUUUAAUUUGGGAUAGGUCGAAUCAUGAGUUAAUGGGUCGGGUCAUAUUGGUUAGGUUUUUAUGAUGUGGCAGGUUUUUUAUGACGCGGCAGGAUUGGAUUUUAUUUUAUUUUUGUAAAAAAUAAGUGACUAGAUGAGUCUAUUAGCCACGUCAGCAAAAAAACUGACGUUGUUAAUGGAAACUGACAGAAGGUAACGGAGAGUGACCAAAAUUGAACCAUUUAAUUAAUUUGUGUGACCAAGAUUGGAUUUAAAUAUUUUCAGUGACUAAACAUGAACGUAUUUUGUAAUUUCAAUGACCAACAAUGCAAUUAACCCGGUAAAAAUUUAACAACCUUUAUUAUGACCCAAUCGUACAAUGACUUUAAAUCAACUUUGAAGUUAAAUGUGAUUAACUGAUUAUACAUUACUGAAAAUAUGUGUUUUUUCCAAAUUAUUUUUCUUCGUUAGCCGACGCGAUAAAAUUAAAUUUGCUGGUCGAGUUAAUUAUGGUUGGGAGGGAUCGAUCGUCCUCUCCGGCCAACCAAACUUCUUUUUGACGGGAAGUUAACAAUUAUCGUCGUUUUAAAUAAAAUUCUGGUGUUGCCCUCUUACUUUAUUGCUCUUUUUCCGAUCGUGAAAUACAGAUAUAUGCGCCUGCUAAAGUUUCCCGAUCAGAUCUCCCUCGUGUUCCAUCCUUCAUCAGUUUCGGUGGAAUAUCGCCAACGGCCAUCGCUUCCGGAUCCAUCUCCCUGUUGGACUCUCCAGGCAAAGAAUCGUUUUAGGUUCCGUUUUUCGCUGAGUUUGCUGCACACUCUCCCUCCUUUAGUUUCAACUCAGAUAAAAUCGGCUGUUGCUGCUGAUUCCUUGUUUCCGUCGGUACCUUGAGUAUUUCCCUUUAUUAGUCUUACGUGCGGUGUGGAGUUUGAAUGUACUAAUUGGCCAUUAGAGGAAAAUUCUCUCCCAGAGGUUCCAUUUUGAUGAUGCGGGUGCCUCAGUUGAAUAUGACGUGAGCUCGUUUGGGUUAAUUUGGGUAGGCAUAGACCUGAUUCUCCUUUGGAUGAUCAGAGCUGACAAGGCAAUUUGGAGGUCGUUUAGGAGACUGGAGUGCAGUUCUUGAAGAUCGAAACAAAUUUCUGGAAUUGCUUAUAGGACGUGGAGUUGUUGUACCGUAUUACCCAUCUUCUUUUAGUGCUUAAUUUUGGAAGGAAGUAUGUCAGUGAAUGGUACUAUGGUGCACAAUGACGAGGGUAAUGCACCUGGCCUGGGGAAUGACAAAGAGAAGUAUGUACCCUUGGAAAUUGAAAUUGGAGUAUCUCUCAAGGAACACUUAUCAGAUCCUGGAGACGAUGGGUUGGAUUCUCUUAGUAGUCAUGGGUUAGCGUCCACAAAAUCGAAGAGUGCUAUUUCAGCUCCAGAUGUCUUGAAGACCCUGUUUUUCAUCCUUGUGUGGUACACGUUUAGUACAUUUUUGACUCUGUAAGUUGGUGCUUAUAUCAUGUCAAUUAUGUUCUUAUGCUUUUCUCUUUAUUCGUGCCAAGACUAAUCAUUCACAUGUCUUCUGUGAUGAACUCGCGUAGGUAUAAUAAAACUCUUUUAGGAGAUCAUUUGGGAAGAUUUCCAGCUCCUCUAUUGAUGAAUGCCUUCCACUUUGGAUUGCAAGCUGCUCUGUCGACGUUCAUCACAUGGUACUGGUCGCACAGAUUCGACACGGCUGUUGCUAUGUCAUGGAGGGAUUAUUUUGUUAGAGGUAGCUCAUUAGUUUAUUUAAAACUUCUUCUCCUCUCUCAAGGUAGAUCUAAACUAUCUUACCAUCUUCUGACCCAAUAUCAUGCACGGAUGUGUGUUCGCCUACAGAGCAGGAGGGAGUUUUUUUUUUUUUUUUGGUGGUGGGGGGGGGGGGGGGGGGGGGGGGGGGGGAUAAGUUUUGUUUUGCAGCUUCUAAACUGUAUGACCCCAUGUACCCACAUCAUUGUCUGCAUUAGACUAUCACACAAUCACCACUGAAACAUUGGAAAACUAUUUGUAGUCAUUAAUAUAUACCAUUAGGUUCUGCAUUUGAACGUGGAAGAACAGAAGUUGAGACCUGACUCCUUUGAACUAAUAUUUUAUUCUCAUAGGAGAUUUUAGAACUACUAGUAAGCUAAUGUUAGAAGUAAUUUUUCUCACAGUUGUGCCAACCGCUCUGGGAACUGCAAUGGAUGUCAACCUGAGCAAUGCAUCACUUGUUUUCAUUUCUGUUACCUUUGCUACAAUGGUUAGUCUUCUCGCAUUGUCCCCUAGAUAUAGAUUGUUUCAUCAAUCUGAAUCCAAGUUAGAUUGUCAUUCUACUUCACUCUUUCAUUGACUUCAAAUGUUUCAUGUGUUUGCAGUGUAAAUCUGCAUCGCCUAUAUUCCUCAUUUUAUUUGCUUUUGCAUUCAGGUAAAGUGCUUCAUUUGAUCAUUCUCAUGUGUUCCAUAAUGUGCUGCAAUUCUCCUUAUAUUUUAUUUCUUACUGUGCUUUUUAUCUUUAAAAAAUCACAUUUCGGGUUUCCUAGUAUUUUAUUCGUGAACACUACUACAGUCACAAUAUUGAACUGGCUGGUAAAUUUGCACUGAAGGGAGCAGUGGCGGGUGUGUGUAGAUCAGCUGACUCUCUGUGGCAAAAAAAAAAAAAAAAAGAAAGAAAAAGAAGAAGAAGAAAAGCGAAGAGUAAAGUACAGAUAGACCAAGUUGACACACUUUCUCGUGUUUGUUCUAUCUAGUGUGGGAUCUGCUGUAGCGUUUUUUCUUCAUGUCAAACAUCAAUGUCACUAGUUCAUUGCACAAUAGAAGCGAACAUCAUUUUAUAGUUGAGCCCAAGGCCCAACUUUGUGUUUCCAUCCUGCACUUGUCUUUUGGUGACAAGCUGGCAAUGUUGACUUGUCUUUCGGUGAUAAUCUAGGGGAGAAGUUUUCUCAAUGUUGUACGUCUCUGUUGUUGUAAUACUCCUUUCUCCCUCGGAUGCAGGUUGGAGUCACCUAGCAUUAAACUUCUAGGUAUCAUCAUGGUUAUAUCUGUUGGAAUCUUGCUUACAGGUACGUCGUCUCACUUAUUGCGGUCUAUGAUUAAUUUCAGGGGCCGUUGCCUUCGUGGAUUUGAAAAAUGAAGGUUUUUUAUUAAAUCUGGACUUGAAAAACACUAUUGUUUAUUUCAUAGAUUUCAUAAUGGAUUUUGUCAAUUAGAUUUGUAUGUAUGAAGUGAAAUUGACAUUUAUUGUGCUAAUUAGUAUGUGCUCGUUAGUAUGAGAAGAGUAUAGAAAUAAGAGGGGUAGGUUGGUCGCAAAUGAUGGACUUUCCACCUAAAGGGGUGGGAUUUUCAAGUCCGCGAGACCCACAGUUUUGUUGCCCCUAAAUACAUGAAGCAAACAUUUGAGUUUUGAAAAAGUCCAUGAUGGAUCCAAAUCCAUCACCAAAUCCAUCAAGCAAACAACCCGUUCGUGUAUAACUUAGGGUCAUAAUAGUCUGAAUGAAGGAAAGGGCAAAAGUUAUGGCGUGGUUAGGUUAGGGUAGAUAAAGUUGGUUCCAGGAGGAGAAGAUUCAUUCUCUAUAUGGGCUUUGGCAGUAGUAGUCAAUGAAGUGAUUUUCAUUGUCUCUUCUAUGGAUCUCUAUCCAUUUUGAGCAAAAACUGAAGAGGUACAGGUUGGUAUUUUUUUACCUUGAUGAAGGCUGUGUCCUGGUUGGAACUGUGUGAGUCUGAUCCAGAAUAAAGGGCAAAGGGAGAAAGAAUCAGAAAGGAUUAGAACAAAGUCAUGGCUACAUAUGUUUUCAGAGUACACAUAUCUGGCAUCUCAUAUUAAAGUGUCCACUUUGAUAUACGUUUUUUAGACUACAAUACAGAUGUAAAUUUCAA
Linum trigynum is the source of this 4873-nucleotide messenger RNA. NCBI's taxonomy places the organism in Eukaryota, Viridiplantae, Streptophyta, Magnoliopsida, Malpighiales, Linaceae. The record is from the annotation of a GenBank genome assembly.